Molecule: messenger RNA, 1957 nt
Organism: Scleropages formosus (Asian bonytongue)
Lineage: Eukaryota; Metazoa; Chordata; Actinopteri; Osteoglossiformes; Osteoglossidae
Exons: 17
Coding region: 163-1407 (414 amino acids)
Cellular component (GO): nucleus
Source: RefSeq, a predicted model, not a curated record
UAUACAAACAAUAAGAGAGCCAUUCGUGGUUUACUUCAACGAGUCAUAAUUUAUGCACCCAGAAGCACUUGGGCAGCGGCAGCGACCCCUAUGACGUCACUCGAAGUUCAUCUGAAGCCCGGGAGCGAUGCGCGCAACUAUGAGUGAGGAGCCGGAGCCGAGAUGGAAACGCUGCCCACCAUUGUCUGCGGAUUUUGUCACGAGUCCGAGGAGUCAAAGAUCACGGGGCCAAUUUUAAAGAAAAACAGUGUCGUGGCGCACGAGAACUGCCUGUUUUUUUCCUCUGGGAUUUACAACAAAAACACACCUGAUACAGAUGACCUGGAAGGAUUUGAAGAGCAGGAUGUGAUACAGGAAAUGAAGAGAGGCAAAUUUUUGAAAUGUCACAAGUGCAAGAAGAGUGGAGCAACUGUUGGGUGUGAGGUAAAGAAGUGCAAGAGGUCUUACCACUACUCCUGUGCCAUCCAUGACAAAGCCCAGAGAGUGGAGAACAUCAAGAAGGGUGUUUUUAAGUUGUAUUGUGAAUUGCACCGGCAGUCACCCACAAGAGAGAUUAAUUUCAAAAAUUCCACUGCUGAGCAAUCAACGAAAACUGGUAACAGCGACAGAGCACAGGACCUGGAAAUACCUGCCAAGAGAAGAAGACAACAUACUUUACAGGGUCAUACCAGAAAAGUUAGGAGGAGCAUCCUGUACUCAGAUGAUUCUUCUAGCUCAGAUGGUCAUGAGCAAUAUGACUGUGAACAAGCACCUUUGGAGAAUGAUUUGGAAGAGAAGGCAUGUUCAGUAACAAAACAAAUUGUUAAAGCUGACAAAACAAGUACCUAUACAGAUGAAGCACAGCCUUCCACUUCAGCAAAUCUCUCAUUGGCUUACAGUGAAAACCAAGAUGAGACUGAUAUCGAUUCUGACCAGGGUUCCCAGAGCCUUCUGGUGCCGUUCAAUAUCAAGAAGGUGGAGACUCUUGCCCCGUCUCCUCCAGCUCCAGACAUUAGUCCUUGUUCCAGUUCUGCAAGGCCAGUGAGUUUGGGCUCCCACUUCUGGUCCAAAUGCCAUGAAGCGGGCUGCCUUGAGUCUAUCUUCUCCACCUUCAUCUCAUCCAUGAUCAGCCUUUCUGAAAAGAUCCUGAACAAGCAAGCCAGUAAUGAAGAGUGUGAUCUCUAUUUCAAAGUGCUGAUAGCCUCAGGAGUGCUGCCUGACAUAAUAACCAGGAAAGAACAAGACUUAAAGGAAAAAAUGUCAAGUCUUGAGAAGGAGAGGGAAGCAUUACAAACGGCCCUGUCCGUAAUAAGCAGCGUGAGUAAAACAAGUGCCUUCCCAGUCAGUCACCAGUCCGGUGAACACCGUUCCAGUGAAGGAUGCAGCCGUUGCCAGAACGGUACCAGCACACCCAACAACCCAUCCUAAAGUGCUGAACUUCCAAAGCAGUUAUCUGCAAAUAUUCUGGGGACCACGUUGCCUGCACUGUGUCCUUUCAAAGCCAUUUUUUAUAUUAAGUUUUAUGUUUUUAACUUUAUCAGACAGUUUGGCAGCUUGUUUAUCAUCAGGAUUUUAUUCAGGCUUAUACCAGGUGAAGUAUUCAGAAGUUUUAGUGGAUCUUUCGAAGCUAUAUUGAAAUAGAGGGGGAUUUUACUGCGUGUGUGUGUGUGUGUGUGUGUGUGUGUGUGUGUGUGUGUACAGUCAUUCUUGUUAUUUCAGCUCACUUCAGAUGAAUGAAUUUUUGUAGAGCACUCUUCUCCCCAAUGUAACACAGAACGUUGAACAAAAUUCCUGGGAAGCAUACAAUACAAAAUGGCAGCAGUUGUAGUUAACAGUGGAGUUUAAGCCAGCUGGCAGUUGAGAAGAGGAAAAAAACUCCUACUGCAAAGAAGGGGGAAACAACUGGUAGCAUCGAGGUUAGAGGUGCUGCCUUUGGAUCCAAAGGUUUUGGGUUUAAUCCCCACCUUCAGAUGUAGUA